This is a messenger RNA of Penicillium riverlandense, 627 nucleotides long. RefSeq lists its product as uncharacterized. The transcript has a single exon. NCBI's taxonomy places the organism in Eukaryota, Fungi, Ascomycota, Eurotiomycetes, Eurotiales, Aspergillaceae. The coding region runs from base 1 to 627 and encodes 208 amino acids. The record is from RefSeq and is a predicted model, not a curated record.
AUGCAUUACAAAUCUUUUGCUGGUCUCCUCCUGGCCGCCCCAGCCCUGGCAUCCCCGAGUUAUGAGUACGAAGAACCUUCCGUGCCAUCACUAGCUUCUGGCUCCGUGCCACCUCCAUAUUAUGAUAUUCCCUUAUCUGCCAUUCCUGUGAUUGCAUCUGCUAUUCCGAGUACGUGGGUUGAAAAAAUGAUGGACGACCCCGCCGCACGGCAGGCCAUGAUCGAUGCCAUAGAGUCGGGCGCGUACCCGCCAUGGUAUUAUGAGUUGCCCGCCACUAUCAAACUGUACGCCUCCAAAGUCGCCGUUGAGCAACUAUAUUACUUCAACCAAGCUCCACCGACAGUGGUUCCAUCUAUCAGCACUCCCAUCAUUACGCCAACGAGCUGGUGGUCCGUCAGUCCCAGCCCGGCUGUCUACACCACCACGCCUGCCCGUUCCAGCUCGACUCCUCUCCGGACGAGCUCAAGAACCGGCUCUAGUACCACUUCAGGCUCUGGCAGUAGCACUUCUUCAGGUUCCGGCUCUGCAUCUUCUACCGUGGGCGGUGCACCAGCUGCAACAGCCGGUGCCGCGACCCUUGCUGGGGCCGGUAUCGCCGCUCUGUUUGGUGUUGCCCUGGCACUGUAG